AACAAACAUGGCGGACUAGUAGUAGUCUUAACUGGAAGUUGUCCUGCAAUUUUCUUCCAGUUUUUACUGCGUAGGACGCUGGUUGCGAUUUAAUUGUGGACAUCCUUCAUCAAAGUUUAAUUUUAAAGUGUUUGUAGACCUCUUGAUUGCUUUAUUUCUGCAUUGGUUGGAGAUCUAACCGCAAUUUUAUUGAAUCUCCCGCGUGCCGUAGAUCAAUGUCUGAACAAAGUGAAACAUAAUCUUUACAAUCAUCGUUUAGAUUAUGUGUUAUUUAUCAUGUCUAUGAGCAGCGAUGAGGUCAACUUUCUAGUUUACAGAUAUCUUCAAGAAUCAGGAUUUCAGCAUUCUGCUUUUACUUUUGGAGUGGAGAGCCAUGUAGACCAAUCAAAUAUUAAUGGAUCCAUUGUACCACCUGGUGCUCUGGUGUCAAUCAUUCAGAAAGGUGUACAGUAUGUUGAGGCGGAGGUGACAUUAAAUGAGCAUACCAUUAGCACAGAACACAGCAGCAUACAAGACCGUCUUCCAAAAUUAUCAGAGACUGCUCCAAAGAUGAAAGAUCCAAGCAACAUUCCUGCACCAAAUACUGCCUGUACAUUGGCACCAAUGAAAGCUCUAUUACAAAUAAGAUCUGGAGAUGGUACAGCAAGACUGUGGCCAAUAAAUGAGACAGGAAUAGGAACACCUAUCAUUCUACGUCAUCAAUUCAAAGAUUUAGAAAACCAUAAAAAUACAACCAAGGAUAUAACAUGUCUGGAGUGGAAUAAUGAUGGAACUCUGCUAGCCACAGGUUCAUGUGAUGGGCAGGCAAGGAUUUGGUCUCCAGAAGGGGAACUGGUUAAAACACUAGGUGAUUACAAAGGACCAAUAUUUUCCAUCAAAUGGAACAAGAAAGGAAACUAUCUAAUAAGUGCUGGAGUGGAUAAGAGCACUUUUGUUUGGGACUCAAAUAACUGGGAAGUUAAACAGCAAUUUUCUUUCCAUCAAGCCCCCAUACUAGAUGUAGACUGGCAAAACAACACAAGUUUUGCAUCUUGUUCAACCGAUAAAAUCAUACAUGUCUGUAAAAUAGGAGUUGAAAAACCUGUCAAAUCAUUUCAAGGACACACUAGUGAAGUGAAUACAAUUAGAUGGGAUCCAUCAGGGUCUUUCCUAGCAUCAUGUUCAGAUGAUCUAUCAGCUAAGAUAUGGAGCACCAAACAAGAUACCUGGUUGUUUGAUCUCCAAGGUCACAAAAAAGAAAUAUAUACAGUAACAUGGAGUCCAACAGGACCAACAACAGUGUUUCCUAAUGCACCUCUUCUCUUAGCAAGUGCUUCAUACGACACAACAGUCAAACUAUGGGAGCUGGAGCGUGGCUCCUGUGUUCUUUCUCUCUCCAAACAUCAAGAAGCAGUGCACUCUUUGUCAUUUAGUCCUGAUGGCAGAUACAUUGCAUCGGGGUCUUUUGACAGGGCACUGAAUGUCUGGUCAACACAGACUGGCACGCUACUUCAUAGUUACCAUGGUAAUGGGGGUGUAUUUGAAGUACAGUGGAGUCCAAGAGGAGACAAAGUAGCUGCGUGCUUUUCAGACAAUACGCUGUGCGUUUUAGACGUCCGGAAUCUCUGAUGUUUUUAAACCUCAUCCUAUGUACAAAUGUUCCUGGAGAACUUCAAAAGUAACUUUCCAUCACUCAGUCCACCACAGAGAAGUCUAACGCAAGAGAACUCGCAACUGUCAGCUAGUUGUGAUAACUUGAAAAUCCAUGAAAUGCGUCAAUUUACAGAACCAACGGACCAAAAAACCAAUUUUGAUUUUCACUAUCGAAAUAUCGCUACUGUUUGCUUGAUGUUGACUGAGAAAAUUCGAUUUUUUUAAAUUUAUUUUCAAGGGAUGAUACGUAUUUAUAUUUUUGAGUGCUGGCCCCAGCAGAGGACGUAUACCCGAAGAGUUUUCGGCUGUUUUUCCAAAAGGAAAAUAGCAAGAGGGUUCGGAAAGAAGUCGGUAACAUAUCGAUAUCGUGUGACAUUGUAAUGACCGACAACUUUUCCUACAUUAAUUUUAGUCGACUUUAACAAUGAAUAUUUCAACCUCUGUCAUUUUCAUCGUUGUGGAAAGUUUUCUUUAGUUCUGCGCAAGAACGCGUAUUUAUUAAUUCUGAUGAUAAUCUUUUUUAAUAUUUGUUACCUUAAUACUUAAAUCGCUUCAAACUUCACUUUAACUAAUACCAGUUCUCAUUGUGGCUCAUUACGCGAAGGUGAAAAAUUUCUUCCACGUUAUUUGGACCACUGAAGAGAAAAGCUUUUGGUGUCCAAUCAUUACCUCGACUGUUAUGUAGUAAACAUUUGUGUUUUUAUCGUGUAUCAUAUCACCAGACAUAUUCUCUUCCGAUGUAAUUAUGUUGAAGAAAUUCUAUCAAUAGGCUGUACUUUUAAAUUACAAAUAUCAACAUUAAAUUUUAAAGUGCAUAACUAAGUAAUAUCUAAGUAUGUCGAGUAAAAGAGAUUUGUUUACAA
This is a messenger RNA of Pocillopora damicornis (cauliflower coral), 2495 nucleotides long. RefSeq names its product F-box-like/WD repeat-containing protein TBL1XR1. Gene Ontology annotation, cellular component: histone deacetylase complex. NCBI's taxonomy places the organism in Eukaryota, Metazoa, Cnidaria, Anthozoa, Scleractinia, Pocilloporidae. Gene Ontology annotation, biological process: regulation of transcription by RNA polymerase II. The record is from RefSeq and is a predicted model, not a curated record. Gene Ontology annotation, molecular function: transcription corepressor activity; protein binding.